Messenger RNA from Mya arenaria, 1743 nucleotides. RefSeq names its product nocturnin-like. The transcript has 3 exons. NCBI's taxonomy places the organism in Eukaryota, Metazoa, Mollusca, Bivalvia, Myida, Myidae. The record is from RefSeq and is a predicted model, not a curated record. The coding region runs from base 69 to 1028 and encodes 319 amino acids. Gene Ontology annotation, molecular function: 3'-5'-RNA exonuclease activity.
AUUUUGACAACACAAUAAUUUUUCAACACUCCUUUUGAAGUUGUGUUUACCUCAGUUGUCAAGCAGAAAUGGCGAGUCAGUCAGGGGAGAUAAUGAGGAAUCUCGAAGCUGAAGUAAAAACACAGGGAUUACCUCCCUUGUUGCAACGUCAGUGGGUCUCAAAAGCUAGCAAUAAGGGAAACCCUGUCAGAAUUAUGCAGUGGAAUGUCCUGGCGCAAGCUAUGUCUGGAGUUGAUAAAAACUUUAUAAAAUGUCCAAAAGAGGCGGUGCAGUGGCAGAUACGAAAGAACAGAAUUCUACAAGAGAUUCUACGAUACCAACCAACAGUGCUUUGCAUCGAGGAGGUUGACAUGUUUGACUUCUUAACAGAAAAUCUUGCCCCAUUUGGAUAUGUUGGCAUCUUCAUUCCAAAGCCUAAAUCACCGUGUUUAGAAUUUGCUGAUAACAUGGGAGCAGAUGGGUGUGCUAUGUUUUAUAAAACAUCAGCUUUGAUUCUCAGUAACUCAAAUUCUGUUUCUUUAAAGAUAGAUGGCAAGCCAACAAACCAGGUCAUGAUUUUUGGCCAGUUUCAGACCAAGAUUGAUAGUCCGCAGUCAUUUUAUGUUGGUGUGACACAUCUAAAGGCUAAACCUGACUUCAGUGAACAGCGAAGAAAGCAGGGAGAGUUCAUUGCGGACUUCAUCAAAACAAAUUGCAGUGACGAUCCGGUUAUUUUCUGUGGGGAUUUUAAUGCUGAACCAAUAGAACCUGUGUAUCAAAUCAUGAAGGACUUGAAUCUCAAUAGUGUUUAUACAAGCUUGAGCGAGGAUGGAAAAACCGAACCAAAAUUUACCACAUGGAAAAUUCGGCCAAAAGGAGAAGUGACUCACACCAUUGACUACAUUUGGUACUCAGGGUUCAAGGUCAAGGCCAUCUUGGAUCUUCCGUCAGAGGAAGAAGUUGGGGAAGGACGCCUUCCUUCAUUGAAAUACCCAUCUGAUCAUGUAUCCCUUGUCUGUGAUUUGUUGUUUGAUUCAAAGAAACUAUGAUCCAAAGUGUUAUAGACUCAUAAUCUAUCUCUGUAACUUUAAGUUCCAAUGAUCUGCGGGGUUUGUUUAUAUACUAACUGUCCUUUCAUUUCAUGCUUUACUAUUCAAAGAAGAUAAGAGAUAUACUGCUCACCCAGCUUGGUUAUGGUUUUGCAUGUAAGCACAUUUAAGAACAUGUAUCUAAUCUUAAUUUAUACAUUAACAGUAUGUACAUGUAUUGCAUUGGAACCUUAGACAAGUGUUCCCAUCCUUCCAAACUACUUCAUUAAUCAUGUAAAAUAACUCUGUCUUUUCAUAUAUUGCAAAUAAUGGCCCUUUAUUAUUCAACUUUGAAAUUCUGGUCAUGGUUUUGCAUUGAAGAAGACAUAAGGUUAUAAAUCGGCAACAACUUUAUGUAUUGCAUUUAGACUUUCUACAAUAGUUCUUAACAAUAUAAUCUACUUAAUUAAGUUAGAUCACAUGUUACUAAUUAACACAAACUUGCAUAAUAAUAAAAACCAUUACAUACUGUAAAGGUUCAGUCUGUUGCAUGUUUUUUUUUGUACAUGGUAUACGUUUUGUGUAUGCAUUUUUUAGAGAAUUCAUUUGUAUUCCUUUACCAGGUAAUAAGUGUCUUUUACUCUGUAUUUCGUAUUACACUGUUGUAUUUAGUAUUACACUGUAUGCACUGUGCUAUUUCACAUAUUUAUUGAUAAAACGGUACCAGUAUUUUGCC